GCCCUAUAGUUUAUUCACCAUUUGGAAGGUCGUUCCAAAUUUCGACAGUUUCUCCAUCGACUUAUACUUGUUUUCCUUCCACAGUUGCAAGGUCCGAUCCCCACGAAAGCAAGUGUAAACAAUGCCAUCGUUUGAGCCCCUCACUUGGAUUUGGGCUCGCGUCUUAUUCAGUCAAUAAGGUAAGUAAGCCAUUACAUGGGAGUAGCCUUCAAUCACUUUAUUAAUGUCGAAAAAACCUUACAAGGAGCUUUCCAAACAUUGCCUCGCCCCUAGAGUGCAACGAGAAUAGGUCGAUAAGAGCAAUCCUCACUCGACAGCUCAAAGCUGACCAAUACAAAACCAUGCGAUCCGUCCUCGUGUACGGUACCCCACUGGCUUCCUCGUACCCUUUACUUACUACUCCCUCGUUCACUGGCUUCUAUUAUAUUUGACUACCUCACUUCAGUGUCCCCUUAACUGGCUAGCUACCGUGAAGCACCUCAUGGCCACACUCAAUCCGAUCUCCUCUCUCCUCCUCCUCCUCCUCCUCCUCCUCCUCCUCUCCUCAGCCAUCCCGACGCUCGCCUCUGGCUUCGCGACCACCCUCGACCCGAGCCUCAUGGGCCUUGACCUCGGGAAGGAGAAGCUCAGCCACUUCCGCUUCUACUGGCACGACGUCAUGAGCGGCCCCCACCCCAGCUCCGUCACCGUCGUGCCCCCGCCGUCCAAUGCCUUGGCCACCUUCUUCGGUCUCGUCAACAUGAUCGACAACCCCCUGACCCUCCGCCCCGACCCGGGGUCCAAGCUCGUCGGCCGCGCCCAGGGCCUGUACUCGUCGGCGUCGCAGGAGGAGGUGGGCCUGCUGAUGAUCAUGAACUUCGCCUUCGUGGCGGGGAAGUACAAUGGCAGCGGCAUCACCGUGCUGGGGCGGAACCCGGUGCUCCAGAAGGUGCGGGAGAUGCCGGUGAUCAACGGCUGCGGGCUGUUUCGGUUCGCCCGCGGGUAUGCCCGGGCGACCACCCACACGUUCGACCGGAAGACCGGCGACGCCGUCGUCGAGUACAACGUCUACGUGUUGCACUAUUGACGUUCGGUGACGUGAAUGAUGAUCGGGUUGUUUACUGUUUGGGCCUUUUCUUGUUCCUUUUCGCUUUCU
Syzygium oleosum is the source of this 1135-nucleotide messenger RNA. RefSeq names its product dirigent protein 19-like. Bases 482 to 1066 code for a protein of 194 amino acids. Lineage: Eukaryota; Viridiplantae; Streptophyta; Magnoliopsida; Myrtales; Myrtaceae. The record is from RefSeq and is a predicted model, not a curated record. The transcript has a single exon.